GUUGCCUUCCCUACCCGCAACAACUAUCUUCCAUCAAUAUAUAUAUUUCAUUCUCAUAGGUACAACAAAAAAAGAAGAAAAACCCAUUUCUAGCUUCUUCAAUUCUCAGUAGCUACAAAUUUCAUUGCCUUUUUUUCUUCAAUUUUUUUCAACUUUUCAUUCUCACAUGAUCAAACGUUCUGGUUUUAAGAAGGAGAUGAACUUGGACAAGGGUAUUACCCACAAAACGAUUGACUCCUCGGUCAACGACGGCGGUCCUAGUCCGACUGUAGGACCGCCGUGCAAAGACGGGCACGGGGAAAUGAAGAAGAAAAAGAAGAGCGGGGGAAAGAAGGGGACGAAAUACGGGUUGGUAUCUUUCGAAGAGUUGCCCGAGUACAUGAAGGACAAUGAGUUUAUUCUGAAUUAUUACAGAGCUGAAUGGCCUUUGAAACAAGCCUUUCUCAGCGUUUUCCGGUGGCAUAACGAAACGCUGAAUGUUUGGACACAUUUAAUUGGAUUCGUUUUAUUUUUGGGGCUGACAAUUGCGAAUUUAGUCCCUCUGCCUCCUCUAGCAGAUUUCAUGCCGUUGUUCAUGUGGAAUUUCCCAACAAGUUCACAUGGAAAUCUCUCUCAGAAUUCUCAGGACUUUUUCCAGGGGCCAAACAGAUUGGCUGACUUAAACAUAAAAAUGGACAUAGCAGCCACAACAGGAGAGCUUGCAAGAACAGUAUGGCCAUUCUAUGUGUUCCUAGGAGGAUCAAUGUUCUGUCUUUUAUCCAGCAGCACCUGCCACCUCUUCUCCUGCCACUCCCACCACCUCACUCUCCAACUCCUGCAAAUGGACUAUGCAGGAAUCGCUGUCAUGAUCAUCACCUCCUUCUUCCCACCAAUCUACUACAUCUUCCAGUGCACCCCUCACUGGCAAAUCGUAUACCUCUCGGGGAUCACAGUCAUGGGAGUCUGCACCAUCAUCACGCUCCUCACCCCCGCCUUUUCGACGGGAAAGUACCGCUCCUUCCGCGCAGGUUUGUUCCUGGCGAUGGGACUCUCGGGGCUCAUCCCGGCCGUCCACGCGCUGAUGGUGAACUGGGAUGAGCCUGAGAGGAAUGUGACACUUGCAUAUGAAGCAGCCAUGGGUUUGUUUUAUGUCAUUGGGACAUUGUUUUAUAUGACCAGAGUUCCAGAGAGGUGGAUGCCAGGUUUCUUUGACCUGGCUGGACAUAGUCACCAGAUAUUUCAUGUUUUUGUGAUCUUUGGAGCCAUGUCUCACUAUGCUGCUGCACAGAUUUUCUUAGAAUAUCGAAGCAGGUUAAGCUGCAUGUGACUGAAUUAGUGGAUGGAUGGGUCAUAAACUCAUCAAAACAUGAAUUUCUAGACUCAAAGCUAGAAGGAACUAUUCAAAUCCCACACCGGAAAAUUGAACCCGUCUUAACAAGAACAUAUGUGUGCAUGUGACACUUACUUGGCCUGGUGGACAUUCCAUAAAAGGAACCAUUUGGUUAGUUUAGACAACAAAAUUAUUCUUGAUUUUUUUAUGUAAUGGUAUUUCAUAUUUGUGUACGUCUAAUCAGAAAUGACAUGAUAUAAACAUGCAUAAUGUAUUUACUCUCAUUGAAUUAUUUCCAUGAUGUGGUAAAUAUUUGCUUUUUCUAUAUCACUCUAUGUGAUUAAUCUUUAACCUCAUCUCUCACCACCAAGUCAAACUUAAACAUACC
Molecule: messenger RNA, 1697 nt
Organism: Cuscuta europaea
Lineage: Eukaryota; Viridiplantae; Streptophyta; Magnoliopsida; Solanales; Convolvulaceae
Source: the annotation of a GenBank genome assembly